AUGGAGCGAUCCACACAAGAGCUUUUCCUUAACUUCAUGAUCGUGUUGAUCACUGUACUGUUGAUGUGGCUUCUUGUCAAGUCAUACCUAGAGUAA
Molecule: messenger RNA, 96 nt
Organism: Staurois parvus
Lineage: Eukaryota; Metazoa; Chordata; Amphibia; Anura; Ranidae
Source: the annotation of a GenBank genome assembly